Molecule: messenger RNA, 970 nt
Organism: Astyanax mexicanus (Mexican tetra)
Lineage: Eukaryota; Metazoa; Chordata; Actinopteri; Characiformes; Acestrorhamphidae
Gene: phlda2
Product: pleckstrin homology-like domain, family A, member 2
Exons: 2
Coding region: 148-558 (136 amino acids)
Biological process (GO): positive regulation of apoptotic process
Molecular function (GO): phosphatidylinositol phosphate binding
Source: RefSeq, a predicted model, not a curated record
CCUUCAUUCAUUCCCAGACCCAGCCUUAUCCUCCCCUAUACCCGCGCGCUCACAGCCGGAGAGAGGAGACCCAGCGCGCGCAGAGCUCACCCGGAGCCCGGUUUGGAUUGUGUUUGUGUGAGAGGCCAGUGGCCGCGUGGGAAAACCAUGAAAAUGUCCGCGUCCGAGGUGUCGCGAGUCCUGAAGGAGGGCGAGCUGGAGAAGAGGAGCGACAACCUGCUGCAGUUCUGGAAGAGGAAGACCUGCGUGCUGACCACGGACAGCCUGAACCUCUAUACCGACCAGCAGAAGAAGAACAAGAGCAAGGAGCUCAAGCUGCAGUCCAUCAAGAAGGUGGACUGCGUGGAGCGCACCGGCAAGUUCGUCUACUUCACCAUCGUCACCACAGACAACAAGGAGAUCGACUUCAGGUGCUCGGGCGAGGAGAACUGCUGGAACGCGGUGAUCACCAUGGCCCUGAUCGAUUUCCAGAACAGGAAGGCCAUCCAGGACUUUAAAACGAGGCAGGACACGGAGAGCACAACGCAGCAGGACAUAAGGAUGGCCAGAUCCCCCUGAUCCAGCUCCAGGAUCUCCUCCACCACUCAGCAGGAGGGAUGUUGAGAAAUGGACCCAGAAGAAGUUUGGACCAAAGUGGAGACAUUUCUCUUUCACUGUCUACAUGUCUGAAUCAGGCUGGGAUGGCUGGACCGAAGAGAGGGCGAAUCCGUGGAGGAGCUGCUCCUCAUCACCGCUCUUUUUGGCAAGAAUUUCUACUACAGACACUCAGAACAGACACUCAAGACUGAACUUUGAAAUCCUUGAACUUUCAAAGCGACGCCGGGGCAGCCGAAAGCCCUCGGACGACUGUGUACAUUUGUUUUAUUUAUUUUUCACUAUGAACGUUGCAUUAGCGUAUGUCAUUAAGUUAUUAUACCUGUGCUCUUUCGCUGUGUAUUUAUUUAAAUAAAUUUGCAAAAAAUGAACAGUA